This is a messenger RNA of Sarcophilus harrisii (Tasmanian devil), 1352 nucleotides long. Its product is annotated as zinc finger protein 581. The transcript is spliced from 2 exons. Lineage: Eukaryota; Metazoa; Chordata; Mammalia; Dasyuromorphia; Dasyuridae. Bases 156 to 695 code for a protein of 179 amino acids. The record is from RefSeq and is a predicted model, not a curated record. Gene Ontology annotation, cellular component: nucleus.
UCAUCCGCGCCCCCUCCCAUCCCCCUGACGCCGCCAGACCCGGGGGGGGCGGCCAGGUCUGGACCUCGGACCCCGGCCUAGCGCCGCUGCACCGAGCCCCCCUCCUGCGGAUGUAGCUGCCGCCUCCGUCACAGCCCUUGCCAUCCUCCUGGGCCAUGGCCAUGGAACCUCCUCCCCCCCAGGCGUCUCCCUCCCCAGAACCGGGCCCCUCGUCCACCCCCGAGGCUCCCGCACAGCCCCCCAGGCUUGGCCGCUACCUCCUCAUCGACACGCAGGGCGUUCCCUACACGGUGCUGGUGGAAGAGGAGGCCGAGACCCCCGCGGGGGAGGUGGCGGUGGGCUCCACCUCCCGAAAGUGCUACAGCUGUCCCGUGUGUUCCCGAGUCUUCGAGUACUUGUCCUAUCUCCAGAGACACAGCGUCUCCCACUCGGAGCUCAAGCCCUUCGUCUGCGCGGUCUGUGGGAAAGCCUUCAAGCGGGCCAGCCACCUGGCCCGCCACCGGUCCACGCACAGGGUGGGGGGCGGCCGGCCCCACGCCUGUCCCCUGUGUCCCCGGAGAUUCCGAGACGCGGGGGAGCUGGCCCAGCACAGCCGCGUCCACUCGGGCGAGCGACCCUUCCAGUGCCCUCACUGCCCUCGGCGCUUCAGUGAGAGAAAUACCCUGCAGAGACACACUCGGAGGAAGCAUCCGUGACAGGGGUCUGAAGAGCCUGGCUGUGUCCCCGCGGGGGCCCCGACCAGGGGAAAGGACCGGAGAGCUGGGGCUCGGAUAAUCCCCCUCAAGUUCAGGGCCGAGGGGCAGGACCUCCACACACACACCAACCAAGAGCUCUGAGGCUGGCACCCUGGCUCGGACCAGUCAUGUCUCCGGGCCACUUUCCUCCCUUCUGCCAUGAGGGCGUCAGACUAAGAUGACCUCUCAGGUCCCCGUCAGCUCCAGCCUGCUGGACACGGGUGCGGCUCCCGGCCUGGGAGGCGCCUCUUCGAGGGGGUGGCCGGCCCUUCCUUUCUCAGAGGAAGCAUUUGGUGCGUGGGAAGAAUCUGAGCAGCCGCCCCACUAGGCUGUAGGUCUUCUGGUGGCCAUUUGCGGAGGGUCUGAAGGAGCUGGGGGAGCCUCCAUCCCACCCCCACUCCCACCUGGGAGAGCACUGGGCUGCCAGGUCCCAAAGCAGCGGGGGAUCCCCUAGAACUGCCCUGGGGGCAGAUGGGAUGUCUCCUCUGCCUCUCUUUGUAGGCCGGGCCUUGUGGUGAGGAAAGGCCCCAUCCCGGCCCCAAGGGCUGCAAACCAAUGAGCAGAAUAAAUGCAAAGAGUUUUCAGUGAGGAGACUCGGGAUUGGUGUGUGACAAAAUC